Hermetia illucens (black soldier fly) is the source of this 1225-nucleotide messenger RNA. Its product is annotated as type-1 angiotensin II receptor-associated protein. NCBI's taxonomy places the organism in Eukaryota, Metazoa, Arthropoda, Insecta, Diptera, Stratiomyidae. Gene Ontology annotation, biological process: angiotensin-activated signaling pathway. The record is from RefSeq and is a predicted model, not a curated record. Gene Ontology annotation, cellular component: plasma membrane. The coding region runs from base 156 to 632 and encodes 158 amino acids. The transcript has 4 exons.
AGACAUCAUCUGUGUGCUGUCAAGUCAGUCGCCCACAAAAAGCGUUCGGGAGUUGAUGUGUGCGCCGUGAUCAAUUCGUGCAAAAGUUGAUAAGUGGUUUUCACGUCUAGUUCGGUUUGUCAUCAGUCGCGAGUUUCACCCAAAAUUAUAUCGAAAUGACGGAAAUCAGCACGCUAAUGGGGUCGCCAUUUGUGCGAGUCAAGCUUGUGACAUUCGUGCAUUUUAUUUUCAUCGCGAACGCGAUGCUCACUUAUACGUGGCCGACGGCGUUCCUAUUCUACAACAUUUUGUUUAUCAUCUCGUUGAUGUGGACGAUCCACUGCAAGGAGUCAACAGACGCAGUUCACACGGCCGUAUUGAUAGAUGCUUGUAGCAUUGUCUUUGAUUUGAUCUGCAUCAUUUCGUUUUACUACCCAAUAAAUGGUUGGGCUCUCGCAUUUUCAAUUAUUAAUUUAAUAUGCCGUCCUUUUUCGGCCCUCCUACUGCAUCGUGAGUUCACCGAGCGUGGUGGAACUAUGACAACAGGAACAAUUUUCCCAACUACUCAACAACGAACCUACCAAGAUAUCGACCGUCCAACUCAGCCAGUGCCGACAAAUAACCAAGGACCAAAUGUGGCGAGUAUUUUUUAAGGAAGAAACUUGAAGGAGAGGAACAGGGGAUUGAAUGAAAAGCACAAUUUACUUAUCACACGCAAUCGGGAAAAGAAAACUAAGUCUCGUCUGUUUCUUCUUUCGGUUUCCUUUUGUUUUCGGUGUAUUUAACUAGUAGUUGAAAUAUUUUUUUGUUUAUCUUUAUUUAAUACCAUUUAAAGCAUUUUUAUAUAUAUUAUAUAAUAUAUGAAUUUUAUACAAACUUAUUGAAUAAUAAUGAAUUUUGAUAUUUGAAAUAUGAAGAUGUAACGGUGGAAGAGGGUACGAUCAAAUUUUUAAUCUUUAGAAAUUAUUCGACAAACAUUUACCCUUUAGCAGCUUCCGAAUAGUAACUGAUGUAUGAAACAAUGUUAACAAAGCAAGGAACUAAAAAAGACAUUAGCUGUUGUGUCAUUUAUUGUUAGAGUCUAUCAUAUCAUGUAUGUUAAAAUUAAAUUUAUAGAAAUUAUUGAGAAUUAUGAAACAGAUUUAAUUAACAUUCAAUAGAAUGUGGCAACAAAUCGAGAUGUGACUGCCUUAAACAAAUCAAUAGCUCAGGACUUAAUAAAAACUUUAAAGGAAUUAAAUUAUUA